AGCAGAAGUUGAGAAAGAAGACGUUGGAGGUGAGCCAGGAAUGACUUUGCAAUGGAAGGGAAGAGGAAAAAAAUCAAGGACAGAGGAGCGUGAAGUACGGAGAAAGUCAACAACCAUAUCAACGGAGAAAAAAGGCACGGAGGAAAGGGCUGAAAGCAGACAGAAGUAAUCAGUGCUGAUGGAUUAGAAGUAAUGGAAAGGCCAAGUGACAGGGAAUGAGAGAGGGGCUAAUGGGUGAUGUUGAAGACCAGGUGAUGACUGGAGAGUGGAACUCAGCACAGAGAGAUCAGAAAGCAGUUCUUGGUGAAUACAACAUCAAAUCAGUUUUGACUCACUUUGAUUGGCAUGGCGAACUGACUUGCUACACAGAGAGAAAAAUAAGUCUAUUUUGCUCCUGGUUGCCUGUCCCCUGUGCUCCAAAAACUACUACUUAUACAAUAAUUUUAAAGUGGGAUAAAAUCCUGAGAUGUUUUGAAAGAACAACAUCAUCAACGUCCAUCACAAUAGAACGAAAAUUCCUUUACAUGAAUCGUGCUGUAAUUAUUUGGGUAUCAGCAAAUUACUCCCAUGAGAGCUAUGUGAAAACAAAGAACAUCUCCAUUAUACCCAGCAAGGCAGAGAAGUGUGCUAUACACUCCAUACGUGCUCACCAGUUAUCAAACAGAUUAAUAAUUAAGUGGGAUACACCAAAAAAGUCUAUGCAAUAUGAACUGCAAUAUAAAGAAGCACGUCCAACAGCCUCACAAUGGAUAUUGGUGCCCACAGCAAACGAUGCUGUCAAUGUGACUGUCUCCAAUUUAAACAGCACAUCUUCAUAUGUUAUUCAGCUCAGAUGCAUACCCAGCGAGGAUCACCACUGUGUUUGUGUUUGGAGUAAAGAGAUUUUAGUACCUCAUAAGCUGAUUGACAAGCCAACAAUUUCAGCUAAUGAAACCAUAGAAAUCAAUCCGGGAAGAAUAAGUAUUUUUCUUCAGUGGCAGAUAACACAAAGCAGGAAUGUCAUUGGAUACUAUAUUAAUAUUGAAAGAAUACCCAACAGUUGCAAUGAUCGAUUCGAACGCAUCAACGUAACGGAGAGAAGAGUGCAUCUGAAUCUCUCCAUGGCUUAUUAUCGGUUUAAUAUUUCUGCCUAUAAUGAAGCAGGAGAAUCUCCACAGAUCACUUAUGUUGUCCCAGAUUUCACCGCAACAGUUUUGCCUGGACAAAUCACUGCCAUACCACAGGAAAACAACACUGUUGUCACCUGGACUCCAGAAUAUAUUCCAAAGUGUUUUGUGGUUGAUUGGGGCACUGGUAAAGAAGAUAUGCACAUGAAAAUAAUAACGAAGCCCAUGGGAAAUUUCACACUAGACCAUUUACAACCAUAUAAAUUGUACAAAAUAAUGGUGCAUGCAUCUGACAUAUGUGAAUGUGAAAGUUUCAUGAGACAUGAGAGGACAUUUGGAGUGACCCACUUCUACUCAGUUCAAGGAGUUCCUAGGACAGGUCCAGCUACUGUGAAAAUUUCAAAUAUCAUGAAGCAUUCUGCUAUUGUGAAAUGGACUGAAGUACCUGCAGAAGACUGUUUGGGCUUCCUCCAGGGAUACAGAAUCAACUACACAGACACAAUGAAGAAUCUCUCUCUGGCUGUUGCUGUCAAUUCUUCUACCACCUGCUACCUGUUAACAGGACUUAAAGAAAAAACUGCCUAUAGAGUACAGAUUUCAGGAGUCACCACUGCAGGAGAAGGAGCCCAAAGUCGUUCACAGUUUUUCACUACUCUGAAAUAUGAUAAAGGGGAAUUUGAAGGUAUUGUUGCUGCCCUUUGUCUUGGCAUCACAUCCACCAUGUUUUUUCUACCCAUCAUUUGUUCAUUGAUGCUUAGAAGGUCAAGAAAAUUGUGCUGGCCAACUGUCCCAGAUCCAAGAAACAGCAGCGCUAUCCAAGAUGUGGCAAGAAUCAGUCCACGGGCUAGCCAGGGACCCACUUCAAGGCUAUUGCUUCAAACACAAACAGACAAUGAUACUACCAGCCUUCAUGUGAUAGAAGAGGAUUCAAAGGCUUCUUUGAAGCUGCAGCCCUUUAUUGAGGACACAGAAGACAACAGUGAGUGUGAUGCAGGCCACUCUGAAAGUGCUGGUGGUAGCCCAGACACCUGUCCAAGUCUUUUGAAAAUCCCUGAAAAAGCAAUUGCAACCGAAAAAGAAAGAGUCAGCUCUAGCAUGAGGGCACCUCUCCUAAGUGAUUACACCAGCAUGGAAUUCAGUCAGAAAGCCAUGCUAAGUCUGGCACUGAAUCUCCUUCCGCGGGCUGUCCCUCCUCACAUGGAGGGGAAACUGAACAACAGGCCAGGAAAAGUGGAGCAACGCACACUGUUUACUCCUCAAGACUAUGUGAAACAGAGCCAGGUGGUGUUUACACCAACUGGACCAACACUGAUGGAAGAAACCAGUUUGAGCUGAGGUCUCUCAGUGCCUCCCCGUGACAUAGAAGCAAGCCCCGAAACCUUUGAUGCUUUAUUGGAGCAGUUACAAUAUUUUAGGAUGGUGAUUCUGUGAAUGUUGAUUCUUCUUUGCUUUAAUAAGUUUCACAGAUAAAGUAGUUUGUGCGUAUAGUUACAUUAGCCAUUUCAGGCCCUUGCUCUUACCACAAAUCAUACUCAACUAAGUUUUGCAGUCAUGACAUGGACAAAGCUCCAGUUUGGGUCCACCAAAGAUUUCUAGCUGGAUAUGGCUCCUUGCUACUUUGAGCCUGAUAAUUUGUCAGUGUUACUGUAGUAAAUGCAAUGUGGUCUAGUGACUCAGCUGCAGCACUGGUAGACACGAACCCUUGAUUCUAGUCCCAGCCUUGUUAUUUGUUUGCUGUAAGCAAGUCAAAAUCUCCAAAAGUGGUGUUUAAUUUUGGAUGACCAAUUUGAGACAACGAAGAUCCGAUUUUCAGAGCUGGUUAACAAAGCCCUUUGAUCUGUUGGAAAGGAAUCCAACCAACUUGUCUGUCUUUUGCAUUUUGGGGCAGUGUGGCAACUUUCUCAACAAACUUCCUGUUCAUUCCUUCCAAGAGAUGUUCCUGAUCAGCUUGUGUGUUUGGUCAUUGAGAAGGGUACAGGAAAUCCUCAAAAGCGGGAGAGCAAGUUUUCAGCCAUAUCACACUGGGCUCUGAUAGUCUUGGCUCUCACAAGCCAGGCACAGAAUUUGCUCAGUAUAUGGAUAAGACAUCUUCAAUGAAAACCUAAGUGGUUACUGUAAGUGAUGUUAACGAGCCAGACUCUUUGAGUCAAUGAUAUAUCAACCCCCAAGGCAGAUGUUUCGCUGAUAGAGGUGGCAUCUUUAGGAUGAGAAGAAAAACAAGCCCUCGUGGCCACCGGAGACCCUGUGACACUUUCUGCAAGAGUGGGAGUAUUUGCUAGACAACCUAGCCAAACUCAGAGGAGGAGGAAAUGAUUCCCCUGAGUUCAGCACUUCACAUUGAUACAGCACCUUACAUCCUGAAGUAGUGGUGCUAUUAUGGGUGUGCCCCGCCUUUUCACCCAAGCAGCAAAUCCAAGUUCAAGGCCCUGUGGGUUGUUUCCACUAGGAAGUGAAAAUAAAAUAGAGGCAGGUAUUUCUUUGAUGCAAUUUCUUUGUUUAUGUAUACAGAAUGUACAAAGUCCAGUUUCCCCAAACAAAGGAAGAAACAACAACAGAAAACAGCAUCCUUUCUUUCAGCCCAUAACCCCAACCCAAAACACCUCUGUAGCUUCUUCCAGGGCCACACCAUGCUAUGUCUCUCUCUGUCCUGAGUUUGUUUACUUACUCACACACACACACACCACAGUCCUUCCACCUAGAUUGUAUGUUCCUGAGCUGACCUGCUUGUUCCUUUGUUUUGAGCUUGUUUAACUGUCUUUUACAGUUCUCUUAAGUGAAGGGUGGUAGUUAAACCUGCAACAGGCGCUAUGAUUUCCAGCUUUAUAUAAAAUGGUUACUCACCUUCUUGUAACUGUUGUUCUUAGAGACGUGUUGUUCAUGUCCAUUCCAAUCAGGUGCGUGUGUACCACAGGCAUGACAACCAGAAGAUUUUUCCCCUAGCAGUAUCUGUAGGGUCAGCCUGGGUGUCCCCUGGAGUUGCACAUUCAUGGCGCCCAAUAUAGGGCCCUGCUGACCAGACCCCCGCUCAGUUACUUUAUGCUGGGUACUCUGACAGAGGGGUAGGAGGGUGGGUAUUGGAAUGGACGUGAACAACAUCUCAAAGAACAACAGUUAUGAGAAGGUGACUAACAGUUUUUUCUUCUUCGAGUGCUUGUUCAUGUCAGUUCCAAUCAGGUGAAUCACAAGCCCAAAUUCAGAUGGCGGGGUUGGAGUUGUGCACUGAUUGGAGUACCGCUCUACCGAAGGCCCCAUUGUCUCUGGCCUGCUGGGUAAUAGCAUAAAGUGUGUAUGGAGGAUCAUGUCAUUGCCCAGCAUAUUUCCUGGGUAGGAACCUGAGCCAGAAAAGCCACUGAACAGGCCUGCACCCUGGUGGAGGGCACAGUGAUCGGAGGGGCAGGCACUCCUGCCAGGUUGUAGCACUCUCGGAUGCAGGACGUGAUCCAUGACAAAAUUCAUUGAGAAGAGACUGGAAGACCCUUCAUUCUGUCUGCCACAAAUUGUUGAAUGGACUUCCGGAAUGGUUUUGUUCUUUUGACGUAAAGGGCUAGCACUCUGGAGACAUCCAAAUAAUGAAGCCUUUGCUCCCUGCUACUCGAGUGCACCAUAGGAUAGAACACUGGGAGGAAGAUGUUCUGGUUGAUGUGAAACUGGGAAACAACCUUUGGUAGGAUAGCUGGAUGUGGCCUGAGCUGAACCUUGUCCUUGUAGAACAUGGUGUAAGAGGGCUGUCAUGUUAGGGCCUUGAGCUCAGACACCCUCCUGGCUGAGGUUAUCACUACCAGAAACGCCACCUUGUACGAAAGGUAGAGGAGGGAGCAUGUCGCUAGCAGUUCAAAAGGUGGUACCAUCAGUCUGGAAAGGAUCAGGUUGAGGUCCCAGGCCGGGACUGGCUGCCUGACUUGCAGAUAGAGUCUGUCGAGACCUUUGAGGAAACGACUGACCAUAGGGUUGACAAAGAUUGACCAGCCCUCUGAGCCUGGAUGGAAGGCAGAGAUGGCAGCCAAGUGAACCCUUAUUGAUGGCAUGGACAGCCCCUGCUGCUUGAGAUGGAGGAGAUAGUCUAAUAUGAGUGGCAUGGAGGCGAGCAUUGGGACAAACGGUGCUGCGCCGACCAGAUUGAAAAUCUCUUCCACUUGGCAAGGUAGGUAGCUCUGGUGGAAGGUUUCCUACUGCCAAGGAGGACUUGUCUAACCAGGUCUGAGCAACAGAGCUCUGUCCGGUUCAACCGAUUGAAUGGAAGGACUGUGAACUGGUAGUGGGUGUCAUUCACCACAAACCUGAGGUAUUUUCUGUGGGACAGAGUUAUUGCUAUGUGAAAGUAUGUGUCCUUCAAGUCAAGGGCAGCAUACCAGUCUCCUGGAUCCAAUGAAGGGAUGAUGGAGGCCAAAGAGACCAUGUGGAACUUGAGCUUCUUCACGAACUUGUUGAGCCCUCACAGGUCUAGGAUGGGCCUGAGCCCACCUUUGGCUUUCGGUAUUAGGAAAUAAGCUUCUCAUGACCAUCCCUGUAGUCAUGGUCCGGGCAGCCGCACCAGCACAGUCAAAAGCUGCCUACAAGGAGGCCCUAGAAAUGAGUUUGCCUUCCUCCACAAGGCAUUAAAUUGGGAGCAGGAGUCUGGUGGUAAUAGCGUGGCAAACUUGACCAAUGCUCUGCAGGUGUUAAAGAAGUACCUACUAAUGAUGGCCUGCUGGUUUGAAAUGCGGAGCUGCAAACCACCGGUGGCGUAGACUUUUCUCCCAAACAAGUCCACCUUUUUCACCUCCUGAUUUUUAGGGGAGGAUUCCUGAAACCCCCGAUACUCCCUUUGCAGCAUCCACCACCAAAGAGUCGGGCAGAGGAGGAGUAUAGAGAUGCUCACAUCUCUUUGAGGGGACAAAAUAGCAUCUCUCAUUUCUCUUAGCUGUAGGGGGCAAAGAGGCCGAAGUCUGCCACAAAGCUUUUGUGGUCUCGUUUAUAGUUUUGAUUAAUGGCAGUGCAAUACGUGAGGGCCUAGAGGGGGAGAGGAUGUCCACCAUGGGAUCAGCAUCCUCUUCCAGUUCCUCUGCCUGGAUCCCCGGGUUCUGGGCCACCCUGUGCAGCAACUGUUGCAGGACCCUGUUAUCUUCCAAGGCCGGGGCUAUCGAAGUGCCCGCAACCGCCUCAUCUGAGGAGGAUGAGAGCACCAUCAUAUGGCCUUGGUAACUUCCCUCGGCACCAAGAGGGUCACGUUGUUCAUUGGGCUGCUGGUGCCGAGGAGGUCAGUGUCAAGGAGGUCACUGGUGCUGGGAUGGUUGCCAGUGCCGGGGCCUGAGCAGCAGGCAGAGGUAUCAGCAUUGUUUCCAGUGCCAGCUGCUGUGACAUGACCUUUGCCGACCUGGAUCUUGACACCUGGCUCUGACCCUGGGCUUGAUGAUAGGCCCAGGGAGUCCAAAAGGGCCACUGAACUGGUGGUUGCCAUUGAGGUGGCCACGCCACCGAGAUCUAGACCUCCUGCUGCUUGACCUAUGUGAAUGAUAGGACUCUGCCUCAGACUCCGAGGUCUCCAAAAAGGAAGACCACGGAGGAGUGGUACUGGGUGGUGCCCAUGAGCAGCACCAAGCCUCUUGGGAUUGGUGCAGUCCCCACAUGUGGGCAGCCCGCACUGGGAAGUGGCACAGCAGAGAU
Caretta caretta (loggerhead turtle) is the source of this 6749-nucleotide messenger RNA. RefSeq names its product interleukin-6 receptor subunit beta-like. Gene Ontology annotation, cellular component: signaling receptor complex; external side of plasma membrane. NCBI's taxonomy places the organism in Eukaryota, Metazoa, Chordata, Testudines, Cheloniidae. The record is from RefSeq and is a predicted model, not a curated record. Gene Ontology annotation, molecular function: cytokine binding; cytokine receptor activity. Gene Ontology annotation, biological process: cytokine-mediated signaling pathway.